Molecule: messenger RNA, 229 nt
Organism: Racocetra fulgida
Lineage: Eukaryota; Fungi; Glomeromycota; Glomeromycetes; Diversisporales; Gigasporaceae
Source: the annotation of a GenBank genome assembly
UCAUAAUAGUACACAGAUUCAGUCUUUUACUCAACAGUACACGGUAAACAAUGUUCUCUCCGAAAAGAGCUAUAAAAAAGUUUCUCAAGAACGAUUAAAAUUUGGCACUUUAAUAGGUGAGGCGAAAAAAGCAAUUCAAUUUGCAAUUCAAGAGGAUGAUGACGAAUUAAUUCAAUUUAUUAAAGCAUAUAACAAAAAAAAAGAAGAUCAUCUAAAUAUUUACUUUUGA